Penicillium chermesinum is the source of this 468-nucleotide messenger RNA. Its product is annotated as MARVEL domain-containing protein. NCBI's taxonomy places the organism in Eukaryota, Fungi, Ascomycota, Eurotiomycetes, Eurotiales, Aspergillaceae. Gene Ontology annotation, cellular component: membrane. Bases 1 to 468 code for a protein of 155 amino acids. The transcript has 3 exons. The record is from RefSeq and is a predicted model, not a curated record.
AUGAUACCGUGGAUCCACGUUGUUCGUGCCGUGCAAGUCGUUUUCGCCAUUAUCAUACUAGGGUUGACAGCAUACGUGGUCAGUACAUGGGAUGGAUGGAAUUACUCGAGCACAGUUGAUUUCAACCUCUUCACGAGCGUCUGGACAGCGUUCCUUGCGACCCCGUAUCUAACAGUCGCCCCUCUCCACGCGCCCAAUCUAGCACACCCCUUCGUAGUGUUGGGGGUGGAGGUGGUGACGAUGAUCUUCUGGUUUGCGGGCUUCAUCGCCCUUGGAGCCCAGUUGCCCCCGCCGGCGGCCUGUGUCUGGAGUACCUGUCACGCGCUUCAGGCCGCCACGGUCUUUGCCUCGUUUGAAUGGGCCCUCUUCGCCGUGACAAACUUCUUCGCUGUUCUUGAUGUCUUGAAUCACCGAAACAGCGGCGAAAGCGCCCAAAAAACACCGCACAACGCCCAUCUCGGGGUUUGA